Lutzomyia longipalpis is the source of this 3631-nucleotide messenger RNA. RefSeq lists its product as uncharacterized. The record is from RefSeq and is a predicted model, not a curated record. Lineage: Eukaryota; Metazoa; Arthropoda; Insecta; Diptera; Psychodidae. The coding region runs from base 1 to 1416 and encodes 471 amino acids. Gene Ontology annotation, biological process: biosynthetic process. The transcript is spliced from 4 exons. Gene Ontology annotation, molecular function: L-2-aminoadipate:2-oxoglutarate transaminase activity; pyridoxal phosphate binding.
AUGACGUCACACGCGGCUUCGUGUAAUUGUGCAAAUUCAUUGCGCAGAAAAAGCCCAUUCGAGUGUAACGCGUGUGGUGCGAUGUUGUGGAGAAAUCUCCUAGGCAAGGGAUUGUGUAAGCCAGCAAGCCUCAUUUUCCCACUGGAAGGGAUUUUUCCACGAAAAUUCACAUUCAGUGGCAGAAGGCACCGCGAGAUGAAGCACCUCUUUGACUUUAGUGACUUCAACGUUUACGAUUCGGAGAUUACAAAUCUCUCCGUUGGAGCCCCGGGGCCUGACCUCCUUGCACAGUGCUGUGAAAUCUUCAAGGAAGCCACUGAGCAUCGUCUUAACUUUGAGAAGGAGAACAACUCCUUCCUCUUCCAGUAUGGCCCAACAUUGGGUAUGAAUGACUUUAGGGAAGAGUUGAGUACCUUCCUGACGCGUGAAUAUGGCUCAGAGGUACAGAAGAAGAGCAUUGUUCUCACAUCGGGUGCUACAAAUGGGCUCCAUCACAUCCUAUCGUGCCUCCUUGACAUGAAUGCUGUGAUCUUUGUCGAUGAGGUCACCUACAUGAUUGCCCUGGAGGCUUUUCAGCAAUUCACCGGAAUGAAAAUCAUUCCUGUCCCCUUUCGCGACGAUGGCGUGGACAUUGGGGAGCUGCGACGUUUGGUGCAACUGCACAAAUUCACCCCACAUCCGGAUAAACUCUUCUGGGGACUCUACUAUGCAAUUCCCACCUUCCAUAAUCCCACCGGUGUUACACUGUCGCGGGAAAAAUGCCAAAAUUUGGUCGCCAUGGCGCGAGAAUUUGAUUUUCUCAUUUCCUGCGAUGACGUCUACAAUCUUCUCUACUACACCGGAGAAUCCCCAAAGAGGCUCUUUGCCUAUGAUAGACAGAGCGAUGAAGGCUACAGAGGACACAUUAUUUCCAAUGGGUCCUUUUCAAAAAUUCUCUCUCCUGGCAUCAGAAUUGGAUGGAUGGAGUGCCCAAAGAGGAUUGUGGAAGUUUUCAGGAAUAGUGGCAUCAUAAAGAGUGGCGGAGCAAUAAACAAUUACACAUCAGGCAUUGUUACGAGUUUACUGCAAUUGGGUUUGGCGAAGAAACAACUCACAACAUACUGUGCUGCCUACAAGGAACGCAUGGAGGCUGUUUGUAAGAUUCUUCGGGAUGAUCUUCCGCCAGAAGUGAAAUUUAUCCCCCCAACUGGUGGCUACUUUGCCUGGCUCACCUUUCCCCCCACCUUCGAUGCUGUGGCCUUCAAUCAAUUCUGCCAGGAGCAUCACAGCGUGAUUGCCAUUGCAGGCCCCAAAUUCUCCCCAAUUCAGGCACACCGGAACUGCCUUCGUAUCUGUGUUGUCUUCCACAGUGUGGACACAAUGCGAAAUGCCACACGCCGGCUCUGUGCUGCCUAUCGUGCUUUUGUGUCUCGAUAAGAUUGUGUGAAGAUCUUUUUUUUUCUUUCGUUCAAAUGCAAACUUUUCACACAUUUUCAAGACGGCAAAAAAUACAGCUAAUUUGUCUCGCACCUCAUCAAUCGCACCUUUUGCUGUCGCCAAUGUGGGAUGCGGGAGCGGGGGGAGAUGAGAGCUGUUUUGACGAAGACUCAAAAGUGAUUAAAGAACCAUCGUGAGCUUAGCAAAAGGUCGUUUUAUCAUCUCUCUGCUAGUCUUCCUUCUCUGUAAUUCCCUGCUUAUCAGAGCCAAGCGCUUAGAAUUUUUUUCAAUUCCCUUCUCCACCCAAAAAAAUAUUCAUUGGUACCCUGAGAGAACAUCCAAAAAUCCCCCAAGUUUCCGCCAAAACAAUUGCUUACAUUCAUGUAAUUACCGUGUAGAGAGAGAGACGUUUCUGCUAUCCAGUCAUUAAGACGAGCGGACGGGGAGUGUGUGGAAAAAACGGGCAAUUGUGGAGCCGAAUGGUCAUUCGAUGGGUACUUCGAGUUGUCUUCGGGCCCCCCAUCUAUCGCUCCAUGGCACUUUGUGGCGAUUAGCACACAAUUCCACGAGCUAGGAGAAUGAAGAGACUCCGCAGAAUGACUUUGACACCAAUGCCCAGACCUCUUGAUAGCCAUACAGGACUGAUAAUAUUUUUUGCAUUUUAUAAAUAUUUGUUAUGGGAAGAGAUCAUUAAGAAAUUGAAAAUUAAUAAAAUAUUCCGAUCUACACUACCCUCAAAAAGUUUUCAGGUGAGCCAAAAAGGUCAAUCGAUUUUCAUCAUUUUCAUAUAUAAAUCACACAAAUCGGUUCUGCACAAAAAAAAUUACGUUAUAAAAGAUUCAACUUGAUGGAUUUGUAUUAAAUUAUUUUUAAAAUUUAGAGAACAUGAGUAGCUACCAUUUGAAUCUGAAUUUAUUCAAAGCGGUCAAGCAAAACCAGAGAUAAAACAACAACAACAACAACACACAUAGCCAUUUGUCCCAUUACUGGGGUUGGCUUCUCACACACAAAUUUUGGCUUUGAUUUUAAUGACCGGCUGUCGACCUGACGUCAACCUCAGAGAGGCACUUUUGUUGCAUUGUGACUUUGUGUUAGGAAUAUUCCUCAUUCAUAAGUUUUUAUCACAAGCAACGGUGCAGAGCAGUCAAUAUCAGUUCAAGAGUUGCCUCUCGUUGUAAUAUUGCACUGGUGGGAACGAGUGGGGGCAUUCCUGACCGAAUGAGAGCUUUUUUCAUAUCUGCAUUACAGCCAAUCGAACACCACCGAGUCUCGAACCCGCCGACCCUCCCAGGGACAGAGCAAACGGACACUGGGACCGUCUGCUUUGCCACUGCUCUACUAGCAAAACCAGAGAUAUAAUCAAAAAUGUAUUUUCUGGAUCGAUUUUCAAAAAUUCACCAGAUUUAGAAAGGGAAUUAAAAUACCUUUCAAAAAAUCAUCUAUUUGCUAAAAUCGGUCCACUAGCGGUCGAUAUGGAAGGGAUUAAAGUGAAAUUUUCAAAAAGUGUAUAGAUUUACCAAAAUGGCUGCCAAAAACUAACGGCUUGACCGAUUUUUAAAAAUCUACCAAUCUUUGAAGACUGAGAUAUGUACCUUUCUAAAACUAGUGGAUUUUUGAAAAUCGCUUUACUACAGCCGGAGUUUAUAGCCACUUUAAAUAUCCUUAAGACUGGAGGAUCGAAGUUUCUAACCUCAAAAGAUUGACCUUCAUUUUCUCUUAAAAGAAAAUAUUUUUCCAAUUUUUCUUUCGACGAUCUUGAAGUAAAAGAACUUCCAAACACACAGAUGUAGAAAUUAUCACGAUAUUUUUAAGAGAUUUUAUUCUAUGACGAUUUAAAAAAUAUCCAGUUGGCCACUGUGGCCAGCAAAAUCCUCCAAGGGUUAAAAAAAACACCAUUUUUGCAUAACCGGAAACUUUUUGAGGGUAGUGUAUACUGUGAGGGAGGAAACAGUUAAAAGAAAUUUCUUUUUGGCAAAAUAUUUCUUUAAAAAUAUCUUUCACUUGCCUAACUGUUGUUAUUUAAGUAGUAUAAAUAAGGUUUAAUUAAAAGCCAUGAAAGGGAGUUUAGAACAAGCUUAGAACGAGUUUAGAAUAUUGCACGAAUUUUAUAUAAAAAAAAAAUUAAGGCAAAAAACUUUUAUUUUCAAGUUUUUUUUUAUUCUAAAAAAGCAAAUUAUAAAAUAAUUAUUUAAUUAAUAAAAUUAUAAUUAAAGUC